AUGCCUGUGGAAAACAACACUGUUGUAUCCGAGUUCAUUUUUCUGGGAUUUACAGAUCAGUUAGAAUUGAAGAUUCCCAUUUUCAUGUUAUUCCUGCUGAUCUACAUUGUCACUGUGGUGGGCAACCUGGGAAUGAUUGUGUUGAUCAGAAUGGACCCUCAGCUUCAUACCCCCAUGUAUUUUUUCCUCUGCAGCUUAGCUCUCCUAGAUUUUUGCUAUUCCUCCAACAUCACCCCCAAGGCCUUGGAAAAUGUCAUGUCAGAAAGGAAAACCAUUUCUUUUGUGGGAUGCUUCAUCCAGAUGUACUUCUUUGUUGCUCUCGCAAGUACAGAGUUCAUCCUUUUUGGGUUGAUGGCGUAUGAUCGUUAUGUGGCCAUCUGCAACCCUCUGCUGUACACAUCUAUCAUGUCCCACACCCGAUGCAUCAAGAUGGCAGGCGGAGCAUUUACAGCUGGCUUCCUGAACUCAAUUAUACAUACCACUUUGGUAGGUACUUUGUCUUUCUGCCAGUCAAAUGAAAUCAACCAUUUUUUCUGUGAGGUUCCCCCACUCCUCAAGCUCUCAUGUUCAGACACCUCCGUGACGGAAGCACUCGUUUUCAUUUGUGCUGGAACCAAUAUGUUGGGCUCUCUCCUAAUAAUACUGAGUUCCUACACUUACAUCCUUUUGACAGUGCUCCAGAUGAAUUCAGCUGAGGGCCGCCGAAAAGCCUUUUCUACAUGCAUCUCCCAUCUUAUAGCUGUAACCAUAUUCUAUGGAACUACUGUGUAUGUUUAUUUACAACCCAAUUCAAACUAUUCAGAGGAUCAGAAUAAGGUUGUUUCUGUGUUUUAUGCAUUUGUCAUCCCAAUGCUCAACCCUUUAAUCUACAGCCUGAGGAAUAAGGAAGUGAAGGCUGCACUGAAGAGAGUAACACAUAAGAAAUCAUUUUCCCACUUACUGUAA
Molecule: messenger RNA, 945 nt
Organism: Hemicordylus capensis (graceful crag lizard)
Lineage: Eukaryota; Metazoa; Chordata; Lepidosauria; Squamata; Cordylidae
Product: olfactory receptor 5F1-like
Exons: 1
Coding region: 1-945 (314 amino acids)
Biological process (GO): G protein-coupled receptor signaling pathway; sensory perception of smell
Cellular component (GO): membrane
Molecular function (GO): olfactory receptor activity; odorant binding; G protein-coupled receptor activity
Source: RefSeq, a predicted model, not a curated record